AUGCUGCAUCAUCCCUUCAGACUUCUCCUAUCGAUCUUUUUAGGGCUGGCGGCCUUGACCCAGUUGGUGCUCAGUGCACCGACGAAGGGUGUAACCGAAGAUACCAAAGUACUCGGUCUCAAAGCCGCGAACUUCGAAAGUAAAGCGCGUGUAUUAUUAUAUUCAUCGGACAAACAGACUGCCUGGGGCCGGUUCCCUGAAUACAGAAACAAGGCAGACACCCAGGAAAUUAUCAAUGCCGUGAAGGAAGUCGCUCUUGCGGGAUAUGGAUAUUUCUCCGGGACAUCAGGAUAUUUCAAAACCAAUCUCGUCGCUGCCAUGUAUGAUGAUCAAAACGGGAUUUUUUUCUCGACCAUUCCCCAUGGAAAGUACGUGGAGGAGCUAGAUGGGGAUAUCAAAAAGGCAAGAGAGUGGAGAGCAAAGAGGCAACAGCUCAGGCAAGAGUGCAAGCCAGAGGACAAGGUUUUUGAAGAGUCCAACAGCUUGAAGCCAAAUGCACCCGGCUGGGCCACAGCGGCGGGACAGAAGAAAUACAAACCUCAUGCUGAGGACGGCGUCUUAUAUUAUUAUGAGAAGGCAACGGGGACCAGGACCUCUGAAGUUGCCGAGCGGAAAGAAACGGAAUGCUGGUGGCUAAACAGCCCGAAGACCUACAUGUCUGUCUUUGGAUUGAUGCCAGGCGAACAUAUUGCCAAAUUCCACCUGGCUUGUGGAGAGGACAAUAACAACCUUUCUUGCGAGGCCAUGCUUCAGCACUUCCGUAUUCAGCAGGCACCAACGGCUCCACUCACUCGCCGAUCUAUGGGUGAAAUCGAAGCACGAGCAGCCGCAAAAUCAAAACAACAUGAGGACCAGGACCUCAAAUGCAAGCAGAAAAAAGACGAAUUGUGA
Molecule: messenger RNA, 891 nt
Organism: Aspergillus chevalieri
Lineage: Eukaryota; Fungi; Ascomycota; Eurotiomycetes; Eurotiales; Aspergillaceae
Exons: 1
Coding region: 1-891 (296 amino acids)
Source: RefSeq, a predicted model, not a curated record